Cyprinus carpio (common carp) is the source of this 2251-nucleotide messenger RNA. RefSeq names its product myelin basic protein-like. NCBI's taxonomy places the organism in Eukaryota, Metazoa, Chordata, Actinopteri, Cypriniformes, Cyprinidae. Gene Ontology annotation, molecular function: structural constituent of myelin sheath. The record is from RefSeq and is a predicted model, not a curated record.
CCCCACCCCACAGCACUACCUAAAAGCAGGAAGUAGCAACGUUGAGUGGAUCAUCCAUCAAAACCACAUGCAGCUGAAACAGAAAAACAAAGCCUACAAAAAUAUAAUUUGGGCAGAUGUGGAUUUAUUGACGUACUGCUGAGGCAAGCAGCCGAAACUUGUAAUCUACAUAUCGCUUGGACGCGUUUGGGCAAACAAGAGCAUGGGGCAGCAUCUUGGAAAACAUGAGCCACUUUCUGUUCCCAAGAACUGCUGCUUGCCCUCAUGUGUUUAUCACAUAUUCCAUCAAUGCCAUGAUGCAGCACUUGGCAUUAGCAUGUCUUGAGUGACCAAUACCAAGUGAUCAUAUCCAAAUGAUGCAUAAAUGGCAUCUGAAACUUUUUGUGAUCUGUUCAUUCAAACCACCUACAAAGGUAGUCAGGGAUCAUCAACAGUAUCUGAACACAUCCCAACAGACUCACCGGAGUCACAGGAUGAGGUAUUUGGACUGGGGGAGGCGGACCUCAACCAGAACAAUGGGUGCUCCAGCAAGAGUCCAGUGGUGACUGACUCCAUGAACGCUGCAGUAGAUCACAGCAGCUGGAACCAUCCGAGCACAGCCGACCCUAAUGCCUCAGGGCCCCGCCCCCACUUGGUCCGCCUCUUUUCUCGAGAUGCACCAGGUCGCGAGGACAACACCUUCAAACACCGCCCCUCGGAGUCUGAUGAGCUGCAGACCAUUCAGGAGCACGGCGGAUCUGGCUCAGAGUGCGGUUCUGAGUGUGCAGAGUAGGACCUAAAGUAGAUUUCCUCUUUGCCCUCUCUUUCCUCACUCCUAUUUUGGGAAAAAAACACACCACUGCAGAGAUUAAAGCUAACACUCAGCAUGGCAUCUGCAAGCUCUUCGCAGUCAACAUUCAGGCUGGGCCGCAGUAAGAAGAGCCCAACUGUUAUGGAUCAGAUCGGAAAGUUCUUUGGAGGGGAUAAAAAGAAGAAGGGAAAGGUGAGGAUUGAGCAGGCAUUCAGAGUUCUCCACAUGAGCCUUUACUACUGUUCUAUUUGCGUAAAUUUAUCUUGACUUGCAAGUAUUGUUUGUUUCCGAUAUCACCACCAGUAAAUGAGUUGCGUGUGAUUUUUCUUUUUUUUUUAUUGACUUUUAUCUCUUUAUCUCUAAGUUUAUUACACAUUGCUGUCAUAUAGUAUCCAGUAUUUAAUAAAGCUGCAAUUUGUUAUAGGAUUUUACUGUGAUUCAGGGAUUUAGCAUACAGUGUGAUGUUUAUAAACAACAUGACUUUUAGCUUUAAAAUUUUUUCAAAUGUAUUCAAAAUGCCUGUGUAACAAAAUUAAGUGUUUUUAUGACUUUUCACUGACAGCAGCUGCAACGUUGAAAAGUUCUGUAGUAAUCAGAAAAGAUGGUACAUAUAGCAUAUUGUACAAUGAGUGGUACUAUGUCUCAACCAGGAUGUUUAUGUUGGCGAAGAGAAUUUUCACAUAUCUAAGACAUUUUCUUACAGUAUGUGACCGAUAAAUAUUUUAUAUUUUAUAGCCAUUUUCGAAUCCAUUUAUCUUAUAACAUCUUGGUGUUAAGGGAGCACCUCAGGGUUUUUCAUGGUACAACAGAGGCCAUUACUGAUCAGUUUGGUUUCUAAAACGAAUUUGCAUAGUUCUGGAAAUUAUAUUUAACAUGUUUUAUGCUUGUGAAAUUAUGCAAUUUCUAGAGCCUUAACUUUUAAGAAAAAGUUUCUCAAAGAUAUUUAAGUGGUUAGGUGACAAACACCAAAGUUGGGAAACGCUUUUGCUUUGUGGGAAAAUGUUAAAUGAGAUCUUGAUGAUGUAAGUUUAUAUUUGUGACCUUAUUUUUAAAGUGCCAUACGAUGGUUAAAAUGUAACGUUGCAGAAUUACUGACUUGUGCAGUGUGUAACAUUUUGAUUAACUAGUUUUAAUAUAGCUAAAAUGUUUGUGGGGAAAACAAUGUGACAAAGAGUUUGAGAUGUCAUAGUUCCAGUUGUAUAAUAGUUUUUUCUCAGACCUACAUGUUGCUGCUUUAACCAGAUUUCUCAAACAUGCCUCAGGUUAACUCAUCUCUCUUAUGUAACAAUGUGAUCUUUAAGUGUUAAUGCCUCACUAGUAACCCCUAUAGAUUGUGUCCCAUUUUUAACAACAAAAGCUUGUGUAACCUACAUAUUCUGGAACAACCCUGAAGAUGUUCUUUAGCCUGAUCCUGUCCUGGUCUUUUUGACAUUUGCUUGAUUAAAAUGUAUGUAACAUGAA